GCCCGAUGGACCUUUCACCUCCUACGACUACGAGUAGCCAUUGUCUCCACAUCCACCAAUCUCAUUCUCAUUCAGCAAGCGAGGAAGGAAAUCCUCUCGAUCCAAUUCCCCUAGAUUUGAUUUGAUUUGAACCUACCUUGCCAAUCAGAUCACACACAGCAGCAGCAGAUCACCACAAAUCACAAGAUGAAGAAGGCGUCGUCGCUGUCGGAGCUGGGGUUCGACGCCGGCGACGCGUCGUCAGGCUUCUUCCGCCCCGUGUCCGACUCCUCCUCCUCCGCCGCCGACGGGGUGGUGGUGACCCCGUCGGCGCACCGUCGGAGGCUGACCAAGGUAUCCGUGAUCGGCGCGGGCAACGUGGGGAUGGCCAUCGCGCAGACCAUCCUGACGCGGGACCUCGCCGACGAGAUCGCGCUGGUGGACGCGCUCCCGGACAAGCUGCGCGGGGAGAUGCUGGACCUGCAGCACGCGGCGGCGUUCCUCCCCCGCACGCGCCUGGUCUCCGACACCGACAUGUCCGUCACCAGGGGCUCCGACCUCGCCAUCGUCACCGCCGGCGCGCGGCAGAUCCCGGGGGAGACGAGGCUCAACCUGCUGCAGAGGAACGUCGCGCUGUUCAGGAAGAUCGUGCCGGCGCUGGCGGAGCAGUCCCCCGACGCGCUGCUGCUCGUCGUCUCCAACCCCGUCGACGUGCUCACGUACGUCGCGUGGAAGCUGUCGGGUUUCCCGGCCAGCCGCGUCAUCGGGUCGGGAACCAACCUCGACUCGUCCAGGUUCAGGUUCCUCCUCGCCGAGCACCUCGACGUCAACGCCCAGGACGUGCAGGCGUACAUGGUGGGCGAGCACGGCGACAGCUCGGUGGCGGUGUGGUCGAGCGUGAGCGUCGCAGGAAUGCCGGUGCUCAAAUCUCUUCAGCAGAGCCACAGCAGCUUCGACGAGGAAGCCCUGGAGGGCAUCCGCCGCGCCGUCGUCGACAGCGCCUACGAGGUGAUCAGCUUGAAGGGCUACACCUCCUGGGCCAUCGGCUACUCCGUCGCCAGCCUCGCCGCGUCGCUGCUCCGCGACCAGCGCCGCAUCCACCCGGUCUCCGUGCUCGCCAGGGGGUUCCAUGGCAUCCCCGACGAGAACGACGUCUUCCUCAGCCUCCCCGCCAGGCUCGGCCGCGCCGGCGUCCAGGGCGUCGCUGAGAUGGAGCUCACCGAGGAGGAGGCCAAGCGACUGCGGCGCUCCGCCAAGACGCUCUGGGAGAAUUGCCAGCUCCUCGGCCUUUAAUUUGAUCGAUCUCUUUUCAUUUCAUUCACGCUCCAUCUCAUCUCGUCGUGUUUAACAGUUUGAUUUUGGAUCGUCGUAAUAUUACUAUUACCGUCCUGAAACAGUUGAUUACUGCAUCAAUCAUGCUAUUUACACUAGUAGCGCAUCCGGUGUUCAAUAAAAUUACUAUGUGUUUUCUA
Sorghum bicolor (sorghum) is the source of this 1451-nucleotide messenger RNA. RefSeq names its product L-lactate dehydrogenase. Gene Ontology annotation, cellular component: cytoplasm. The record is from RefSeq and is a predicted model, not a curated record. Gene Ontology annotation, biological process: carboxylic acid metabolic process. Gene Ontology annotation, molecular function: L-lactate dehydrogenase (NAD+) activity. Bases 187 to 1272 code for a protein of 361 amino acids. NCBI's taxonomy places the organism in Eukaryota, Viridiplantae, Streptophyta, Magnoliopsida, Poales, Poaceae. The transcript has 2 exons.